UUUUUCAAAAAACAUAGGUACAUUAUUAGUGAAAAAUGACCAUAAAUCAUACCCCUAGCACAUUUGGACUAAAAGUUUUCCUAGUGGCCAUACUUUUAAGAGUUUAGAAAAUAUACGAUUUUGUAGCUCUUGAAAAGCGCUAUCGAAUGAGCUAUACCAGAAUUUUGGUCAUUUUAAUUCUUUCGAUGAAAUAUUUAUUGAAAGAUAAAAAUUACUGAUAAAUAUAGGCUAUAUGUCAACAGUGUCUCAUAAUAUGCCAGAUCGUGUUCUGACUAAAUCGAACAAGGGACUAUUGAUUCUUAUAUAGGACUAAAGCCCCAUCAAGAAGCUAUGAAAUACUUAAUUUCACAACCAUUUUUCCAUAUCAACUUAUACCGAAACUGGGGCGACCAUGGAUAUGAUCGAUUAUUGGAGUAGUGCCCAAAAAUGAGUAACUUUGUAAAUAGCUUUUCGCUUCAAAAAUUCGAUUGAAACCCCACGAAGAUAGCAUCAAAAUGUUCGUUUUAACUUGCUCUUUCAAAUGAUGUAUGAUUCAAUAGGGUUAUCCCGAACAAUUCCUAAUGGGCCGAUUUGACCUCUUAUGCGCCCCCGUCCUUUACCAAUUAUUUUUUUUAACCAUUAAUUAACUCAAUCUUCUACAUAUGAAAGAAGUGGCCAAUAUCGACACAAUAAUAAUGAAUUUAAAAGCAAUGACAAAGAAAUGUUAUAGUUGUUUAUAUGUACAUAACCGUUUUAUUUCUCAUUAUAACAAAAAAUGUCUUUCAUCGAAAUAAUUAAUUUUCUUUAUCAUUGGUUCAAUUAUUUCUGCAUUCAUGUCAUCAUAAUUAUAAAUAUUGAAAUGGUCGUUUCUUAAUUUGACAUAAGUUAUUUUCACAUAAUUAUUUAAAACCAUUAAGAUUCAAACAACUUCAGACUUUUAUUCUUCUACACAAAUAUUAACUUCAAAAUUUAGUAGUAUAAUACUUCAAUCAGAUGUCUUUAAUUGCUGAGUAUGAGAUCAUAUUCCAGCUUGAAUGAAUCUAAUGAGUUUCUACCUGAAUUCAUAUUCGAGCCAUAUCGAUUCGGGUAUCAAACAGAUUUGAAGAACUCUAAUGAAUAUUUUGAAAAGACAUUUAUAUUUUUCAUGUUGGAUAACUUACUUGAAUAAAUUAAAGUGAUGUUACAUAGAUUCAGCAUUUAGCACUAUCGGUUGAUUAUUUCAUAGAGUAGAACGAUGAUUAGAAAGGAUAGACGAGUGAAUUCAAAUAUAUAUUGAUUAAACGAUACUUGACAAGAAAAUAUUAUCUUUUCAUCAAGAAAAUGUUCCAGAAAAAGAAGAUGUUUUUCUGAAUAGAAUUAUAUUUAAUGAAUAGAUGAGAAGAAAUUAUAGAAUUUCUCAUCCCUAUUUGUAGAAAAACUCAAAAAAAAUUAGAUAGAAUUUAUUUAAAUGAAUAAAUUUAUUCUUUUUUUUUAAUAGAAAUUUACAAUGUCAAGUCAAAGAUCUUAACGCUGUGGACAGUAUCAUUUCAAAGUAGACAGUUCAAUCAAGAUGAUAUUCGAUUGCGAAAUGUUACAAGAAUUCAAUUAGGACGUUCUUUUAGUCAUUUUCACAGUAUGUAUGCAUUGUCCUUUUCUCCGAAAAUUGAUAAAAUAUAAAUUAGACCUUUCGCUUUUAUGAUCAUCCCAGUUAUAUGAGUUCUAGACUUGAAUCAUCAAAUUCAUAAUAGAAAACCUGUCUUGAAUUAAAAAAUAAAGAAUCAUAUAUAAAUGUUCUCUUUCCAGCAUGACACUGUAUAUAUCUUCAAAAAGAAACUGUUUUCAUUUGAAAUUAUUCAAAUGAUUGGUUAAAUUUCAAAUAAACUUUUCAAUAUAUUGAAACAUUUCAGUUUAAUCAAAAUAUCAUUUAGAUAAUUAAAUUAUUUAUCUAUACAAAAUAGAUGUUAGUAGAAUCUCUUAUGGAAUUAAAAUAUAAAACAUAAUUUAAUUGUUUUUAUUGUAAAUAAGCAAAGGACUUUGCUUUAUUUUGUCAUCUAUCUUAAAUCAUGACAUCAUAUAUGUGCUUUUGCAGAGUAACUUGCGACGCAUCAAAUGAUAUUUAAGAAGUCUAGUUUUUCUUAAAUUUUGAUAUUGUUAGAGUGUAGACAUGGAUGUGAACUCAGAUGUAAAUGUAAGAGAGGGCAUGUCCGAGUAUAGACGUGACUGUAUAUAAGUGUGAUUAUGAAUGAUUUCUGUUCACCUACACUAACAAUUACACAUCUCACCAGAGUUCGGUAGUUUCAAAAUUUACCUGGAACCGGAACCGUAAUUUUGGCUCGGUUUUAGGUAGAAAAAAACGAGAAACGGGCGGUUUUGGUUCAGUUUACACAAUAUCACUUGACGUCGGAACUGUUAAAGUAUUCUAUAAAUACAAAAUAUUUUUGAGAAAUUUAAAUUCUUUUAUUCUUGAUAUAAGAAAAGCAUAAUGUUUAUUGAAGAAGUAUAUUGUUCAAAACAUAGAAGAGAGUAAAACAAUAAGAAAAUCGUUGACAAAGAUUACAUUUUCAAAAUAUACUUCUUUCAAUACAGAUAAUACUUAAAAAUAAUUAAGCUUUGGUUCUCUUAGCGGUUCUUGAAUGGCUUUUCCGGUGCUAGUUCCAAGAAGCUAAAAAAUGUCAGUUUUGGUUCUGUUUUCAGUUCCGCUUUUCAUGAAACCGUCGAGCUGUAUACCUUACGCAUAGCUCUUUCCAUCAAUCCCGAUCCUUCCUAGCCAUAAUUACAUGCCUUUUCGAUAUUUUAUUUUCAAUAUUUUUAUAUUCGACAUUUAUAUCAGAGAUGAGAUCGGUUCGGUUUGGAAAAAAUGCCAAUCAAUCCUAUCUCUGAUUGAUAUCUUUGACAUAUUUAUAUUUCGAUGCUUUUAUUUUCGGUAUUUUUUUUCGUUAUUUGUAGGUCCAAGUUAUCAAUUAACAGAUCCAGAUAAAAUACGUAUAAAAGUAUUUGCUCGUCUUAUUUCAAUGCCUGUUCAACUCAAAUAUUUUCUUGCUGACAAAUUUGAAUGGCUUUUAUAUAUUACACAGUAUGCUUUGGAUGAUUUGCGACACAAUGCAUUAAGUACUGUUCAAUAUGCUGAAUUUAGUAUUCCAAGUUGUCAUCGUAGUCGAAAUGAAUCAAGUCAUAUUGGUAAACAUCUUGUACCUCUUCUUAGUACUUAUAUGCCUAAUUUACAAACGUUACGUCUUUGGAGACCAGAUGACUUUCCUUGGACAUCAAUUCGACCUGACAUUCAAUCUGAAAAAUUUUAUGGAAAAUUAGUUAGACAAUGGCUGAAGUUUUUACAUACGCCUCAAUCUAUCAAUGAACAUGUGAAUGUUUUUGAUCAGGAUCUUUGUCAAUUAAUUGAACAAUUAAAAAAACUUGUCUAUCUUGAUAUUCAUGGUUGUAUUUCUUAUGAUAAAAUUGAACCUUACCGUUUAAGAGUUCAAACUCGCUUUCCAAAUAGUCGAAUUCAUAUUUCUGCAUCAAGAUUUCGUCUUUGGAUAUAA
This is a messenger RNA of Rotaria sp. Silwood1, 3497 nucleotides long. Lineage: Eukaryota; Metazoa; Rotifera; Eurotatoria; Philodinida; Philodinidae. The record is from the annotation of a GenBank genome assembly.